Messenger RNA from Adelges cooleyi (spruce gall adelgid), 1961 nucleotides. Its product is annotated as probable cytochrome P450 6a14. The coding region runs from base 136 to 1686 and encodes 516 amino acids. Gene Ontology annotation, molecular function: iron ion binding; oxidoreductase activity, acting on paired donors, with incorporation or reduction of molecular oxygen; heme binding. The record is from RefSeq and is a predicted model, not a curated record. The transcript is spliced from 4 exons. NCBI's taxonomy places the organism in Eukaryota, Metazoa, Arthropoda, Insecta, Hemiptera, Adelgidae.
AUAUUAUUUAAAUUGAUAACAAAGUCAGCCUACGUCAAACAUUAUCUGUUCGAAUAGUGAUUUCACCUAUCUAAGCAACACGGCAAACAGCCAUGAGGCUUUAGUUGUGUUUCCAUUGCACUGUACAGUGCAAUCAUGUUGUUAUCCGUAGCCGGUGCAUGGCCUUUUACCGGCACCUGGUUUUUGUACACGGGCGCGUUGUCCGUAGCCGUAGGAUUUCUAUUGUAUUACUUCAGCAUCUCCACUUACGGAUACUGGCGCAAAAGAAACGUGCCCCACGACCGGCCAGUGCCGCUGUUGGGAAAUUUUAGCCGCAUGUUGAUUGGACUGGAACACCAGACGGAGUUUUUCGGCAGGCUGUACAAACAGAGUGCCGGACACAAAUACUGGGGAUUUUACCAGAUGAGAACGCCAACGUUGAUGCUUCGCGACCCGGAUCUCAUCGCCAAGGUGCUGGUCAAGGACUUCUGGCACUUCUCCGAUCACGGGUUCCCCGUGGACAUAGACGCCACUCCUAUAACCAACCACAUGUUCACGAUGAAAGGUCAGAAAUGGAAAAUCAUCAGGGCCAAAAUAAGCCCGGUGUUCACGUCGUCGAAACUGAAGAACAUGCGAGAACAGAUAAAAGACUGUGGCGACCAACUGAUGAACAACCUGCAGUUGAAACUAGCCCAGUCGGACGUGCUGGAGGUGCGUGGCGUCAUUGGCGAUUAUUCGAUGGACGUGAUCGGCACUUGCGCCUUCGGACUGCAGUUGAACACCAUAGUCGAUGAUAAUUCCUUAUUCCGCAAGGCGGGAAGAGCUGUGUUCGCGCCGUCAAUUAGACUUCAGCUGAAAGACAUGUGCGAGUUCAUCUCGCCAGGGUUGAGGAAAAUGUUGAAAAUAAACGAUUUCCCAAAGUUUGCGACGGAUUUUUUUGAAAAAUCGUUUUUCCAGACAAUGGAAUACAGACAAAAGAACCACAUCACAAGAAAUGACUUUGUGCAAUGUCUGCUACAGGCCAGAACAGACUUGGUCAUCAACAAAUCGGAGCCGUCCGUGAGCUAUAAAGAAAUGGAUAUAAUAGCCAAUGCUUUCUUAAUGUUUGUGGCCGGUUUCGAGACGGUAUCUACGACUGUGAGCUUCUGUUUAUAUGAAUUAGCCUUAAAAAAACACAUUCAAGACCGUGUCCGUGAAGAAAUCCUAACCGCAAAGUCAAACCAUGACGAUGAACUUAAUAGUGGUUUCUUAGCAGAACUUCCAUAUCUCGAAAUGGUUUUGGCAGAAACUCUACGCAUGUAUCCACCAUUGACGUUACUCAUCAGAGAGGCUUCAAAGUCCUACCAAGUUCCCGGAGAAGAUUUGGUAAUAGAAAAGGGAACUAAAAUCGCCAUACCUGCAUACAGCCUGCACAUGGAUCCAAUGUAUUACACGGAUCCUGUUACCUUCAAUCCGGAACGCUUUACCCCCGAAGAAAAAGCCAAAAGACCCAGUGGUGUUUACAUGCCUUUUGGAGAAGGACCUCGUCUGUGUUUAGGUAAACGUUUUGCCGAAAUGGAGAUGAAAUUAGCACUCUCGGAAAUAUUAUCGAAAUACGAAGUAGAACCAUGUGAAAAAACUGAUGCUCCAAUGAAAUUUAAAAAACUAACUUUGACUACUGUACCAGAAAAUGGAAUAUGGUUGAAAUUUAAGAGCCUUGAUUCCUAAUUAUACAUCAUUAAGAAACUGUAAACAAAUUAUUGUUUCAUAAUAUUUUGAACGACUACUAACAAAGUGUACACCGUUUUGUCUAUUGCUAUUAUUUUAUUUUUCAUUGUCUUAUCUACUUUAAAAAGUUAAUAUUUUCUGUCCUUUUGUGACAUUUGGACGAGUUGUGCUAAUAUGAGUCUAGAAGCAAGCGCCAACCUGAAUAUACUAUAUCCAUGUAAUAUUUAAACAACAACUACAAUGUAGGGACAAUAAUUCUCAUGGCCUCUUAAAAA